CGCUACCGUUAACACCACAUCAAGAAAAAGUCGCGUAAAAUAAUUAACGAGGAUACGAGUAUCGAGCAGACAAGUAGGCACAAUUAAAAAACAUCGAAACGGGCAAACAGUAAAUUCUUGAAUAGUGCCAUGUAAAAUUGGUCGCAAAAAAGAAAUAUAGACAAGACGACAAACUUGGAAAUAAACGACACCUUUUUUUGGUAGUAAAACGGAUUUGAAAAAGCGAAUGUGUGUGUGCUUAUGAGCGCGUGGAUUUAGUAUUCCGAAAGAUGAUGAAAUCCAACACUACGACACCAACGUCCAAAGAGAAGUCAAAUUCAGUUCUUACGCUAGUCGAUAUCAAUUCACGCACAAACCUCACUGAAAAGCUACAGCUUAGCGAUGAGUACCUUCCUUCGAACUAUCGCGACCAAGUCAAUGGGCAGUCGACAAGUGGCGCGUUUAUUCAUUUGCUGAAAGGUUCGUUAGGUUUCGGUCUUUUAGCAAUGCCAAUGGCCUUCUCCAAUGGCGGUAUGCUGUUCAGCUGGAUUGCUACACUGGUGGUGGGCAUCCUCUGUACGCAUUGUGUGCACAUAUUGGUUAAAACAUCACAAGAUAUCUGCAAGACGAAUAAAAUACCUGCUUUGAGUUUUUCUGAAACCACCGAAAUGGUCUUUACAAAGGGUCCAAUGCCAUUGCGCGCAUGGUCGGUUUUUGCAAGACGUUUCGUUGAUGGCAGUCUAAUGGCCACAUACUUUGCAGCAGCUUGUGUUUAUAUAGUUUUUAUUGCCACUUCGUUUCACGAUGUCAUCAACUAUGACACCGGCCUGAAAUGGAAUGUGCGUAUAUACAUCGCCUUGACUUUAAUACCUUGCCUAUUAAUUGGUCAGAUAAGAAAUCUAAAAUGGCUGGUGCCCUUCUCAGCCAUGGCUAAUAUUUUCAUAGUGGUCACAUUCGGCAUAGUGUUGUACGACUUAUUCAGCGAACCGUUGGUGCUCGCAGAUAAACCACUGAUUGCAAAAACCACACAGAUACCGCUCUUCUUUGCCACUGUCAUAUUCGCUAUGGAGGGUAUUGGCUCAGUUAUGCCCAUUGAAAAUGCCAUGAAGAAACCACAACAGUUCCUUGGCUGUCCUGGCGUGCUAAAUUCAGCUAUGAUCACCGUGGUCGCAUUGUAUUCGGUUAUUGGAUUUUUAGGUUAUGCACGUUAUGGCAGUGAAGUGCGCGGCAGCAUAACAUUGAACUUGAAGGAUGGUUCGCUUUUAGCUGACAUUGCGAAAGUGCUGAUAUCCGUUGCCUCACUUUGUGCCUAUGGACUGGUAUUCUACAUACCCAUGGAAAUUCUCUGGAAAAAGCUCAGCAUCAAAUUCGAAGAAAGAAAUCAUAACAUCGCACAGAUAAUUUUACGUACGUGUGUUAUACUGAUUAGUGGUGUCAUUGCCGCAGCUAUACCCAAUCUGGAACCGUUUAUCAGUCUUGUUGGUGCCGUCUUUCUCUCACUACUGGGUUUUUUUGUACCCAGCGUUUGCGAGACUGUAUAUUUGUGGCCCGAUCGCUUGGGCUGGUGCAAAUGGAAAUUGUACAAGAACAUACUGCUGAGUGCCUUUUCGAUAUGUGCUCUAGUCGCAGGCUCUGUAGCGAGUAUAAACGAAAUCAUUGAAAUGUAUAGCUCGUAGGCAAACACAAUGUGAUAUGUAUAGAAGGGGAAAACAUGAUCGUAGUAUAAGUAUAAAAAUAUUUAGUAUUUAUUAUAGGCGCAACUACUUCAAAAAUUAUUUAACAAUAGAAUAUCUACUUAAAACUAAUAUUUACCAAAGAUUUUAAUAUGAAAAUAUUGAACAAACAAUGAAACAAUUUGAAAGGAAAUGAAGAAUUUAAAAACAAGAUUAUGAAACUACGGUACUAAUAACCAAGAAUUAAAAAUGAAGUAAAAUAAAUGUUUAAUUAAUAAAUAUAAAUAAC
Messenger RNA from Anastrepha obliqua, 1941 nucleotides. RefSeq names its product proton-coupled amino acid transporter-like protein CG1139. The coding region runs from base 270 to 1655 and encodes 461 amino acids. Gene Ontology annotation, molecular function: amino acid transmembrane transporter activity. NCBI's taxonomy places the organism in Eukaryota, Metazoa, Arthropoda, Insecta, Diptera, Tephritidae. The transcript is spliced from 7 exons. Gene Ontology annotation, biological process: amino acid transmembrane transport. The record is from RefSeq and is a predicted model, not a curated record. Gene Ontology annotation, cellular component: vacuolar membrane.